AUGAGCGGCCAGACAAAAGUUAAGGGGGAAGAUAGAGAUGAUUUGGCUGACAGUUCCCAUAUUCUUUCUCUGGCGCGACGCAAUUUCAAUCAUAAUAAUGAAUGGGAAGAUCCCCGUGCGUAUUGCUCAUACAGUCAACUUCACAGUCACAUAAUACCACUGAGUCAACGAACUCCACGCUCUCUUAACGAAAAUUUCAGUGUGAAAAGCAAAUUACUUUCAAAAUGUCGUUAUGUAACUUCUGAGAGUGAAGAUGAUUCAAAUUUACUGAAGGUUGGUCUCCAGGCUGCAAUAAAAGCUAAUUUAGAUUAUAUCAUUGUUAUUAAUCCACGCGCAAUAAAUAUACAUGAAGAUUUGCUUACUAAAACCAUGGAGCUGCUAACUGACACAGGUAAACACUUUCAGGUUGAUAUUGUUCUAGGUGUUACAAAAAGAUGCUCAAAAAUUACCCAAUCUUCUGUCAAUAUUAAUUCCAUAAAAGUAAAUUCGUUCAAUGGUUUAUAUUUAUUGGGUUUAAAAGGUGGACAUUCUUCAUUAAUGUCUAAUAUCAGCUUACUUUGUGACAAUGUAACAUGGUCAUCUAUGUCAACUGCUGAUAGACUAUGGAAUAAUAUUUAUCACAAGCUGCCUACUUGGAAUUCAGUGUGUUUACGUGAAAGGUUAGAAGAGGUUGAUAUUGUUCUAGGUGUUACAAAAAGAUGCUCAAAAAUUACCCAAUCUUCUGUCAAUAUUAAUUCCAUAAAAGUAAAUUCGUUCAAUGGUUUAUAUUUAUUGGGUUUAAAAGGUGGACAUUCUUCAUUAAUGUCUAAUAUCAGCUUACUUUGUGACAAUGUAACAUGGUCAUCUAUGUCAACUGCUGAUAGACUAUGGAAUAAUAUUUAUCACAAGCUGCCUACUUGGAAUUCAGUGUGUUUACGUGAAAGGUUAGAAGAGGUAAAGAAAAAGAGUAUAAUACAUAUUAUCUCAUAA
Messenger RNA from Trichobilharzia szidati, 969 nucleotides. Lineage: Eukaryota; Metazoa; Platyhelminthes; Trematoda; Strigeidida; Schistosomatidae. The record is from the annotation of a GenBank genome assembly.